Messenger RNA from Wyeomyia smithii (pitcher-plant mosquito), 2383 nucleotides. RefSeq lists its product as uncharacterized. The record is from RefSeq and is a predicted model, not a curated record. The transcript is spliced from 2 exons. Lineage: Eukaryota; Metazoa; Arthropoda; Insecta; Diptera; Culicidae. The coding region runs from base 147 to 989 and encodes 280 amino acids.
UACAACUCUUGUUUACAUACAUUAAUGUCAUUUCAUGUGAAUAGCAAGCGCAGGAGAAUUCAGAAAAUUUACGUUUGUUUUCUUUUAGUUAUACCUAGAUAACCCGGCGCUUCUUUGAACAAUUAUUGCGAAGAGGUCAACCCACCAUGUCUUCCUGUUCCACCUACGAAGGUAUCGAAGACGAGAUAAGCAGCUGGGGCUUCUCGGUGUCGCUAUCAGAUUUUGAAAGAUCUCGACAGUCCGAGGAAAAUUUCCAGCUCAGGCGAAAUGGACUGGGUGCUGGACGAGGAAGGGGAAUCAUCGACAAUAAGUACAUGGAAACAAUAAGAAUGGUCUCGGAUAUCAAUGCGUUGAAAGCCCAUCCUUUCCCCAUGGGACACCUAGCUACAACUUCUGAAGUUCUGGAAGCUUCUCCCGAGAAUGAAAUAACUCCACUGUUACGAAAAUUAGGCGUUUGUGGUCAUGAUGGGCAAAUCAGUAGUCGCACCACAAGACAAGUGCCUGAACAUAACGAAGAAAUUCGGCUGGAUAGUAAAAUACCGGUCAUACUCAACGGUGAACUAUUCGGCGCACCUCUGAGUCAUUCAGGCUCUGAUGCGAUAACUAGCGACAGUGACGAACCAUAUGAUCCUAAAAAGCCACUGCAGGAACAAUUCACGACAAUUAAGGAAUUUGCUCAAGCUGAAAGGUUAGAGACACCUGACAGUGUCAUUCACCUCAGUCCGGAGGGCAAAAAUAAUUCCACAUGCCCAAAUUCUUCCAAACUAAGUUCCUCUACGGUUUCGAUUGAAAUAUCAUCUCAUUCAACGCCAGCAAACGAUGACAGUUCAUCCGCAACGAGUGUUACAACCUACAGCACUGGUGAACAGUACUCGAAUGACCAGUGGGACGAGGAACCGCUGCUCAAGAAAAAGGAUCAAGUGUACACACCGAGGCAGUUAUAUCAAAUCAAAAAAAUGCACACUUGUAGAGUGUAUCCUGUAGCUUAAUUAUAAGUGGUGUGUAUUUCCAGAUUUUCGAAAGCUGGAAGAAGAUUUUAGUGUCGGUAGGAUCGUUGGAAUACUAUACAGUUUAUCUCAAAUAGCACAAACUGGCCAACAUAGCUUCAGUUUAUGUUUUAUUCAUAUUUCAAUUUGUUAUUUAAAAAAUCAGUUCAGUUGUUGAAGAAUUAUAUCAGGAUUAUAUGUUGUUCCUGUAUCCUAUUCAGGACAUUAUGUCGAAGAAUCAAAUCCAGUUGAAAACUUUGAAUUCAACUUUCUUCGCUUUCAUUUUAUUGGGCCAAAUAGGAUAGACGGUAUAGGAAACUUAUUUAAAAAAUAUCGAGGUAUGUCGAGUCAUUUUUCAUCAAAAGCAUGAACAGGGAUGAUAUAAACUGAAUUUGUUAAGUAAAGAACCGACACUCAUAUAGUGAAUUUCUUUAUUGACACUAGCUGCUGCCAAAACCCUUCUUUAUUUGUUAGGUUUUGACCCACCUGGUAGCACCUCUAAAGCACACUGAAAUUUUAUCAGUUUCAGCACACCACCGCAUGGGCUUAGUUCCCUAACAACUGUAUGGCAUCUCUUUCUUACUUGCAUCGUAAAUUGCAAUAUCGUUUCAUUGUUCCUGAUAGGUUGGCACUGGCCCAGUAAAAUAAAGAAAUUCGCUAUUAGAUUUUAUUAUCGAGUAUGUUACAAACGAUUACCAAGAUUCCAGCAGCUAAGUACUCGUUAGAAAUAUCGGUAGUCCAUCAAAAUAGUAAGAUGAGAUUCUUGGUAACAUUUCACCGCGAUACCCAAACGUUUAUACAAAAUGCGCUUAAAAAAUGUUAAACACUUGCUAAUAUCUGAGAAAAUGAACUGCCAUUUGUAAUCCAUUAAUACAAAAAAUAAAAUACAUUACUAACAUUUUUAUUUAAAAACGGUUCAGUUUUAAAACCAGAAACUUUUUGCUACACUUACCAACCGCAAAAAUAGCGCGAGAAAUAAAAAAAGGCUCAUGCAAUGAAGCAAUUACUACUGGUAUUAAGCAAUUCGGAUAGUACUUUUUCGCAAAAACAGUUAAACACAAAUUAUUUGCGGAAUAGUUUGAUGUUUUUCUCUAUCGAGGUUACAAUAUGUGGUGUCGAUGUGAGUUAUUAAUCCUACGAAGACGCUCAGAAGAAAGUAACACCCUACUCAAAUUAACAAAACAAAGUACUAACUAUGAUUAUGGCUAAUUUUGUAUCCUUUGUAAAUCGAUAAAUUGGCUGUUGUGAGCAUCAUUAUCAUGCACUUCAGAACUCAAGUAGACUCGACUCGACGAAUGGCUCGUCGAAGCUUCUGUGAUUCGGCCAUAGAUUCAGUACCUCAACUAUUCCAUUCGCGUAAAAAAUAAUUUAUUUAAUAAAAACAAAUUAUAAUUGAA